Molecule: messenger RNA, 2142 nt
Organism: Diplodia corticola
Lineage: Eukaryota; Fungi; Ascomycota; Dothideomycetes; Botryosphaeriales; Botryosphaeriaceae
Product: sec1 family superfamily
Exons: 7
Coding region: 1-2142 (713 amino acids)
Biological process (GO): vesicle-mediated transport; intracellular protein transport
Cellular component (GO): plasma membrane; secretory granule
Molecular function (GO): syntaxin binding
Source: RefSeq, a predicted model, not a curated record
AUGGGCGUCUCCAUUAUCGACACGCAGCGCGAGAUCAUCCUCGACACGAUCCGCAACACCGCCAAGGGAGAAUGGAAAGUCAUGGUCGUGGACGAAGCGAGCCGCAAGCUCAUAGACAAUGUCGUCAACGAGGACGACAUCCUAAACGAGAAUAUAACCAACAUCGAGUUGAUCACGGACCGCCGGCCUAUGAACAAGGACAUGGAUGUUGUGUACAUACUCUCUCCCCAGCCGCACAUUGUCGACUGCAUCAUGGCCGACUUCGAGCGCCACCGCUACCGGAAGACGUUUUUGAUCUGGACUUCUCUGCUCCCAGGCCCGCUUCGGGAACGCAUAGACAAGUCUCAAAUGGCACGCGAGCAGAUCGUCCUGUUCAGGGUCCUCAACGUCGAAUACUUCCCCCGCGAGUCGCACCUCAUCACCUUUCGCGAUCCAUGGAGCUUCCCCAUCCUGUUCCACCCCGCUUGCAACAACCUGGUCAGGCGCCACAUGGAGGAAAUGUCCCAGAAGAUUGUUUCUCUGUGCGUGUCGCUUGGUGAAUAUCCCACCAUCCGCUACUACAGGCCAAAGAACCCCCUCCACGAGGCAAGCGUGCUCUGUUCGCAUCUGGCACGCUUUGUCCAGGAUGAGAUCGACAUGUACAAAAAGUUCCAUCAGAACUGGCCUCCGCCCUCAAACCGUCCUCGCGGUGUCCUGUACAUCGUGGAUCGGUCAAUGGACCUACACUCGCCUCUACUUCACGAGUUCACGUAUCAGGCCAUGGCCCACGAUCUCCUACCAAUCAAGGAGGGCGACAAAGUCACGUACAAGACUGUGCUCAACGAGGGUGAGGCCGACGAGGAAGAGAAGGAUAUGGAAAUAGGAGAAAAGGACCAGAUAUGGGUCGAAAACCGCCACAGGCACAUGAAAGACACGAUCGAGAAGUUGAUGGGCGACUUCCAGAGGUUCAUCAACGAGAACCCGCAAUUCACAAAGACUGACGCCAAUGACGCUACCAAUCUGAACACCAUCAAAGACAUGCUUGCUGGUUUGCCGCAAUUCCAGGAAAUGAAAGGCGCCUACUCGCUGCACUUGAGCAUGGCCCAGGAGUGCAUGAACAUUUUCCAGCGAUGCAAGCUGCCAGACGUGGCGUCGGUUGAACAGUCCUUGGCGACAGGCCUAGAUGAAGACUACCGCAAACCAAAGAACAUGGCGGAUCAACUGGUUCGGAUUCUCGAUGAAGAAAACGUCAGCCCUCCCGACAGGCUUCGUCUCGUUGCGCUAUAUCUCUUGUACAAGAACGGGCUUCACCCCUCAGACCUUAACCUUUUGCUAGCACAUGCGUCGCUGCCUCCUCAGGAUACCCAGGUACUGAAAAACCUCGACCUUCUUGGCGCUCGUGUGGAGAAGCCACUCAAAGACAAAGAGCCGCCGCCACCGCCGCUUUUCCCAACCAAGCAGCCUCCUGCAGGCACGGAAGAGGAAUACGCUCUGUCUCGUUUUGAGCCGAGUGUCAAGAGGUUGCUGGAGGACCACGUUCGCGGUGCCCUUGAUCAGAAUCUCUUUCCCUACACGAAGCCUCAUGUGGACGCAGCCGCCGACCAGGCUGCGCAGCAGGAAGCUGCCGCUGCCGCGUCCUCGCUCCGGUCCGCUAAGCCCACGUGGGCCAAAUCACGCAUGGCCUCUGUGGAGCCGCGCCAACGUAUUCUUGUCUUCAUGGCCGGUGGAGCAACCUACUCUGAGUCGCGCUCUUGCUACGAGCUCAGCCAAGCGACAUCGCGCGACAUUUUCCUCGCCACCUCACACAUGCUAACCCCGGGGCUCUUCUUGCGCCAAGUGGGUGACUUGACUGUUGACAAGCGCCGUCUCGGCAUUCCCAUGGAGCAACCGCCGCCGAAGGCACCGGCUCAUCUCUUCGAGAGGGAGCCUGAGCCGAAGCCGCCUGCACCGCCGCCACAUGAGCAGCUGCACAAGCUGCGCCAAAUGGCCCCGCCGCCUCAGCCCCCAACGCAACAGAUGGCGAACAUGCAUAUGGGUCCCGGUGGCCCGAGGCCAUCGAAUGGUGCGCCUUCGCCGUCUCGGAGCCCGGCACCGGGUGGAAAGCACGAGAAGGAGAAGAAGAAGCACCAUUUCUUUUCAUCCAAAAAGAAGGACAAGUAUUGA